AGGGCGCGCGAGGGAGAGGAGAGGGAGCGAGUUGAGGGAUUGACACAAAUGGUCAGGCGGCGGCGGAGGAGGAGGCGGAGGCGCAGAGGGGACCCGAGGCCGCUGGGCUGCGGUGAGUUGCGCGCUCUACGGGGCCGCGGCCACUAGCGCGGCGCUGCCAGCCGGGAGCCAGCGAGCCGAGGAACAGGAAGGCGGGACACGACUCCAGCGAACCCGAGCCACCAGGGCUGUCCCUGCCGCCUGCGCUUCAUGAAUCGCAAGUUUCCGCGGCGGCGGCGGCUGCGGGACUCAGAGCAGGAGCCGGGGCAGCGGGCCGAGCACAGCUCGGCCUCGACGGAGGGCACCGGCACAGAGAUCUCCCUGGCCGCAGGGGAAGCCGCCGCCGGUACUGCCACUACCAGCCCCAGCGGAGCGCCGCCAAGAAAGGAGCCGAGAAAGUAUGGCUGAGGAGGAGGUGCCUAAGAAGUCCCGGGCCGCCGCCGCUGGCGCAAGCUGGGAACUUUGUGCCGGGGCGCUCCCAGCCGGGCUGGCGGAGGAGGGGAGCGGGGACGCAGGCAGCCGCCGCCGCCCCCCAGCUGACCCCCGGCGCUUGGCGCGCCAGCUGUUUCUGUUGCUUUGGCUGCUGGAGGCUCCGUUGCUGCUGGGGGUCCGUGCGCAGGCUGCGGGCCAGGGGCCAGGCCAGGGGCCCGGGCCGGGGCAGCAACCACCGGCACCACCACCACCCCCACAGCAGCAGCAGAGCGGGCAGCAGUACAACGGCGAGCGGGGCAUCUCCAUCCCCGACCAUGGCUAUUGCCAACCCAUCUCCAUCCCGCUGUGCACAGACAUUGCGUACAACCAGACCAUCAUGCCCAACCUGCUGGGCCACACGAACCAGGAGGACGCGGGCCUGGAGGUUCACCAGUUCUACCCGCUGGUGAAAGUGCAGUGUUCCGCGGAGCUCAAGUUCUUCCUGUGCUCUAUGUACGCGCCGGUGUGCACAGUGCUGGAGCAGGCGCUGCCGCCCUGCCGCUCCCUGUGCGAGCGCGCGCGCCAGGGCUGCGAGGCGCUCAUGAACAAGUUCGGCUUCCAGUGGCCAGAUACGCUCAAGUGCGAGAAGUUCCCGGUGCACGGCGCCGGCGAGCUGUGCGUGGGGCAGAAUACGUCCGACAAGGGCACCCCGACGCCCUCGCUGCUACCGGAGUUUUGGACCAGCAACCCCCAGCACGGCGGCGGAGGGCACCGCAGCGGCUUCGCGGGGGCCUCGGAGCGAGGCAAGUUCUCCUGUCCGCGCGCCCUCAAGGUGCCCUCCUAUCUCAACUACCACUUCCUGGGGGAGAAGGACUGCGGCGCGCCUUGUGAGCCGACCAAGGUGUAUGGGCUCAUGUACUUCGGGCCCGAGGAGCUGCGCUUCUCGCGCACCUGGAUCGGCAUCUGGUCCGUGCUGUGCUGCGCCUCCACGCUCUUCACGGUGCUCACGUACCUGGUGGACAUGCGGCGCUUCAGCUAUCCAGAGCGGCCCAUCAUCUUCCUCUCCGGCUGUUACACGGCCGUGGCCGUGGCCUACAUCGCCGGCUUCCUGCUGGAGGACCGGGUCGUGUGUAAUGACAAGUUCGCUGAGGACGGGGCGCGCACUGUGGCGCAGGGCACCAAGAAGGAGGGCUGCACCAUCCUUUUCAUGAUGCUGUACUUCUUUAGCAUGGCCAGCUCCAUCUGGUGGGUGAUACUGUCUCUCACCUGGUUCCUGGCGGCCGGCAUGAAGUGGGGCCACGAGGCCAUCGAGGCCAACUCGCAGUAUUUUCACCUGGCCGCCUGGGCUGUCCCGGCCAUCAAGACCAUCACCAUCCUGGCGCUGGGCCAGGUGGAUGGCGAUGUACUGAGCGGAGUGUGCUUCGUGGGGCUUAACAACGUGGAUGCACUGCGUGGCUUCGUGCUGGCCCCGCUCUUCGUGUACCUGUUCAUCGGCACCUCCUUCCUGCUGGCCGGCUUCGUGUCGCUCUUCCGCAUCCGCACCAUCAUGAAGCACGACGGCACCAAGACGGAGAAGCUGGAGAAGCUGAUGGUGCGCAUCGGCGUCUUCAGUGUGCUCUACACGGUGCCCGCCACCAUCGUCAUCGCCUGCUAUUUCUACGAGCAGGCCUUUCGGGACCAGUGGGAGCGCAGCUGGGUGGCCCAGAGCUGCAAGAGCUAUGCCAUUCCCUGCCCUCACCUGCAGGCGGGCGGAGGCGCCCCGCCGCACCCGCCCAUGAGCCCAGACUUCACCGUCUUCAUGAUCAAGUACCUCAUGACGCUGAUCGUGGGUAUCACGUCGGGCUUCUGGAUCUGGUCUGGCAAGACGCUCAACUCUUGGAGGAAGUUCUACACGCGGCUCACCAAUAGCAAACAGGGGGAGACCACUGUCUGACGUCGGGGGCGCAGCUCAUUCCCAGCCCUGGCCAGACAGCCAGCCCGGUGGCGUCCAGGCCAAGCCCGGCUGCUCCGGCUUGCUCACUAGACACACUUUCGCAGGCUCCUAAGCACACAACAGCUCCUGCGAAAGCUUCCGUCCCUAUGGCAGAGUAGUGCCCGACCGCCAGAGGGGGGAUGGACCGACCUCUUGCCCUCACACUCUGGUACUAGGAUUGUGUGCUUUUAUGAUUGUAAAUACCCCGUGUAAGAUUUUUGUAAGUAUAUUUGUAUUUAAAUGAUCAAUCACAUGUUUUUCUUUAUUUUUUUUAAUUAUUUAGGGUGUUUUAACCAUUUCAGGAUUUUUCUUCUUGCCCUUUUCGGAGCACUGCAGGGGAGAUGAACGCAUUGGCAGAGUGCGUUCGAUCGUCCUCCCUCCUCUCCCCUCCGCGGUGCUCGGGCCUGCCAGGGAGUCCGCUCCGGGCGAGUUCGGCGCUGCGGGCGCGCCGGGGGCGGGGGCCUGCGCCGAGUCACCGCCCGCCUUCUCCACUGCCGCCGCCUUUCCUUUCCUUGCUUCGGGUAGGGGCUUGUGAGAUAGAGAAGAAGCUGCACCAGGCUUCCAAAUCCGGAGGUGGGCCCCUGCCCAUUCCAGUUCCUCCAGUGUUCAGCGGCAGAUUGGAAAGGCCUGUCCCUUUGACUCCCUGAAGCUGAAUUUUAACUGUCCAGAACCUUUCCCCAAAUUCCUGGGGUCCCAUGGGUGUGGGCGCUGGCAGUUGCAGCCUCCCUUCGAGCUCACAUCUAACGUCCAGGCACUCCCUCCCUCCUUCCCCUCAAGUGGUUAGAGGGUGAGUGGAAUAACCAUUGCCAAACUUUUUAAACUCUGAUUUUUGGUGAAUGAGCUCAUUUCAUUCUCUAGUGUCUAAAACCUGGUAUGGGUUUGGCCAGCCAGCGUCAUGGAAAGAUGUGGUUAAGGAGAUUUGGGAAGAGGCACGAAGCUUUGUGUGGGUUAGAAGAGAGAGAAGGUAGGGGUUAUAAAACGUUAAUUCUAAUUGCAUACUGAUGCCUGGCACCCUGCCUUGAGGAAUGAGACAGCCCGCACUCAGAUUUUACCCUUCUGUAAAAUGGAAACGUUGAGGUCACCUGGAAAGUUUUGUUAAGGCAAUGAUCUUUGCUUUCGUUAACAGGACAGUAGUAACAAAAAUUGAAAAAGGAGAUUUCAGUGUACUGGACUUCCUCAAAAUGAAGUUUUAUUUUCUUACUUUUAAUCAAAUAAUAAUCAAACAUAUAUCAGAAGCUUUAAAAAUGUAGAAGUUGUACACUUUGAACAGUUUGAUUGUUAUUCAGCAAAACAUUCUGAGGAACAAUCCACCCUACUAAUAAUAACCCGGUAAGAUUUCAGGAGGUAAAAGCGGGGGGAAAUGGAUGGGGUUAACUCCUGAAAUAAAUCAAAUCUGAGCAUGCAUGCUAAAGGGAGACUGCUGCGGUCUACUGCUUUCAAUCCUGUGUGCUCCUUUUUUGGGUUUACAGAAAUAUGUCAAAUGUACAUCUUUCAAAGCCAUUUUAGUUCUCUGUGAAGGAGAUGAGCAGUCCUCCUGAUUGUAUUGUUUUGAACUUUGAGAGUUUAUCAAAAUGCCGGUAGUUAGGACCUAAAUUUAUCUAUGUCCGUCAUACCCGAAAAUGACAUCGGUCUUUGAAUUUGGUAUGCAUUUAUUCUGUUCACGAUCACAAAAUCAUCUAUAUUUAUAGAGGAAUAGAAGUUUAUAUAUAUAUAUAAAAUACCAUAUUUUUAAUUUCGCAAAUAAAAAAAAAUCAAAGUUUUGUAC
This is a messenger RNA of Otolemur garnettii (small-eared galago), 4187 nucleotides long. RefSeq names its product frizzled class receptor 1 (gene FZD1). The record is from RefSeq and is a predicted model, not a curated record. The transcript has a single exon. Gene Ontology annotation, cellular component: plasma membrane. Bases 440 to 2383 code for a protein of 647 amino acids. Lineage: Eukaryota; Metazoa; Chordata; Mammalia; Primates; Galagidae. Gene Ontology annotation, biological process: canonical Wnt signaling pathway; non-canonical Wnt signaling pathway. Gene Ontology annotation, molecular function: Wnt-protein binding; Wnt receptor activity.